GUACUUGACUAGGCGCGAUAUGCGAGGGAGCUGACAAGAAUGUAAUCGUGCGAUUUGGUGAUGCCGCGAGCCGCUGCUUUCCCCCGAUCUCUUUCCCGACGCCACGACGUCGCCUCCGCUCCCGUCGCCGUCGCUGUGCCGACGAGUAACAAGUAUAAAAUGCUGCAUAUGGUGAAGGGCCAGCGGCUGGCCUUCCUAAGGACUGUGCUGUCCAGGAGCCGCAGCGAGCUUCGACCAUGCAGACAUAAGACGAUCGCCAUCCGGCGAGAAGAUGCCUCCCUGUGGGAACGGCGCGCCCCCCUGGCCCCCCACCACGUCAGGGCCCUCACCAAGAACGGCGUCAAGGUCUACGUGCAACCGUCCAACCGGAGGGCCUACCCGAUCCAGGCCUACGUGAAUGCCGGAGCGGAGGUGACCGAGGACAUCAGCGACGUUCCAGUCAUCAUCGGCGUCAAGCAGGUGCCCAUCGACCAGCUACACCCGAACAAGACGUACGCCUUCUUCUCGCACACCAUCAAGGCGCAGGAGGCCAACAUGCCCAUGCUGGACGCCAUCUUGGAGCGCAACAUCCGCCUUAUCGACUACGAGCGCAUGUGCGACGAGAACGGGGCCCGCGUCGUGGCCUUCGGCAAGUACGCCGGCAAGGCGGGCAUGAUCAACAUCCUCCACGGGCUGGGACUCCGGCUGCUCGCUCUCGGACAUCACACUCCGUUCAUGCACAUCGGUCCGGCGCACAACUACCGCAACAGUGGCAUGGCCAAGCAGGCAGUCCGGGACGCAGGCUACGAGAUCGCCUUGGGCAUGAUGCCCCGCUCCAUCGGACCCCUCACCUUCGUCUUCACAGGCACUGGGAACGUUUCACAGGGUGCUCAAGAUGUCUUUGAAGACCUGCCUUGUGAAUGGGUGGACCCCAAGGACCUUCCUGAAGUGGCUGAGCAGGGCUCCAUCAACAAAGUUUACGGAGCUGUGGUGAGCAGAGAUGACCAUUACCGCAGGAUCGAGGACGACCACUUCGAUCCGGAGGAGUGCGACCAGUUCCCCGAGAGAUACUAUUCCACUUUCUCCAAAGACAUAGCACCGUACGCCUCGGUGAUUGUGAAUGGCAUCUACUGGGCGGUCAAUUCCCCCAAGCUGCUCACCAUUCCGGAUGCCAAGCGCCUGCUCCAACCCACCAACACCCCCUGGCUGCCCAGCAGUGUCGGGUCGCCGUCUCUUCCACACCGCCUGCUGGCCAUCUGCGACAUCAGUGCAGACCCCGGUGGAUCCAUCGAGUUCAUGAAUGAAUGCACCACCAUCGACGCACCCUUCUGUCUCUACGAUGCCGACCAGCACAAGAACAGCGAAAGCUUUGCAGGCCCGGGAGUGCUGGUGUGCUCCAUCGACAACAUGCCAACGCAGCUGCCGCUGGAGGCCACGGAUUAUUUUGGGAAACUGCUCAUGCCGUACAUCUACGACAUUAUUGGAUCGGAUGCUACCAAGCCCAUGUCUGAGCACAAGAUGUCGCCAGUCGUCGAGGGGGCAACCAUCGCCAGCAACGGAACACUCACGCCUAGCUACGAGUAUAUAGAAGAUCUCAGGCACACAUCGAGGUCCAUGAAGAAGGCCCAGAGUGUCACCGCUGCCAAAAUGAAGAAAGUGCUGGUGCUGGGUGCUGGUUAUGUCUCUGCACCGUUGGUGGAGUACCUCACAAGGGACGAUUCCGUGCAUGUUGUCAUAGGAUCGGCUUUGCAGAAGGAAGGGGAGGCCCUGGCCACCAAGACACCCAACACGGAUUCAGUGGUGGUCGACGUCACCAAGACUUCCGAUGCCAUACAGAACCUUGUCAAGGAGUCGGACCUGGUGGUCAGCCUGCUGCCCUACUCCCUGCACCCCACCAUCGCCCACCAGUGCAUCAGGCACGGAACCAACAUGGUCACGGCGAGCUACUGCACCCCUGAAAUGAGGGAGCUUCACAAUGCGGCUGCAGAGGCAAACAUUACCGUCCUGAAUGAAGUUGGGCUCGAUCCGGGUAUCGACCAUCUCCUGGCCAUGGAAUGCUUCGACGAAGUCCGGCGGAAGGGUGGAAAGAUAGUGUCGUACGUGUCUUAUUGCGGUGGCCUCCCAGCCCCAGAGCACGCAGAUAAUGCACUCAGGUACAAGUUCAGCUGGAGUCCAAAGAGCUCCAUCAUCAACAGCAUGGGAUGGGCAAAGUACCUCGAAAAUGGCAAGGAGCAAGAGAUUGUGGCAGGGGGUGGACUCUUGGACAGUGCCCACGAGGUGGACUUCCUCCCGGGCUUCAACCUGGAGGGCUACCCCAACAGGGACUCCCUCAGCUACAAGUCUACCUACGGGAUCAAUUAUGCGCACACGGUGCUUCGAGGGACUCUGCGAUACAAGGGCUUCUCCAGCUCUAUGAAGGGCCUGCAGAUGCUGGGGCUCCUGAGCGACGAUCCCCACCCGAGCCUGCACCCCAGGGGACCUGACAUCACCUGGCGCCAGUUCAUGAGUGCCCUGCUGGGUCAGCAAGACAACCUGCUUACCUCCAACAUUAGGAAUCUCAUCUUCGAGAGGGUGGACAAGUGCGAGCUUAGGACCAGGGCUGUUGAAGACCUCGGACUUCUGGAAGACAUUCCCGUGGAGAAAAAGAGCACCCCCCUGGAUACCCUGGUCUUCCACCUGUCCAACAAACUCGCUUAUGAGCCGGGCGAGAGGGACUUGGUCAUAAUGAGGCACGAGAUCGGGAUCCAGUGGCACGACGAGAAGAAGGAGACCCGCCAAAUCAACAUGGUGACCUACGGUGACCCCAACGGCUACUCGGCCAUGGCAAAGACUGUCGGCUACCCCGCGGCCAUUGCUGCCAAGAUGAUCUUGCAAGGCGAGAUCCAAGCCAAGGGGAUGGUGCUUCCAUUUGCCCAAGAAAUCUACGCCCCAAUGCUGCAGCGGCUCAAGAACGAGGGCAUCAAGUAUUCGGAGAAAACAACCAAGCACUCCAAUUAGGAGCAUCCACUGAAGCACAGCUACGUCUUCGAACACAUUCGAACGGCCAAAUGUCUUCAAACAGCUGAAUGUCUCUGAACGGCUGAACUUGCAGCCAAAUGUCUCCAAACAGCCAUGCGGUGAAGGGGUGGCAUAACCAGCGUCCAAAGUGUACAGUGCCGGCGCGAGGACAGUAUUACGACGCUGAGGUUGGCGUUUCUACAGCGUUCUAGUUGUUGUGUACAUAAGUGUCGCAGACGGCCUGUAACAAGAAAUUCUUUUGUUUCAGAAUAAGAAUGGUUUGCUAGAAGGA
Messenger RNA from Ixodes scapularis (black-legged tick), 3268 nucleotides. It is a transcript of the gene LKRSDH, whose product is annotated as alpha-aminoadipic semialdehyde synthase, mitochondrial. Gene Ontology annotation, cellular component: cytoplasm. Gene Ontology annotation, molecular function: saccharopine dehydrogenase activity. The transcript is spliced from 24 exons. NCBI's taxonomy places the organism in Eukaryota, Metazoa, Arthropoda, Arachnida, Ixodida, Ixodidae. Bases 61 to 2976 code for a protein of 971 amino acids. The record is from RefSeq and is a predicted model, not a curated record.